GGUGGCAGUUGGGGUCGGCGCUCCGCCAGCGGCGGGGUCGGCGCUCCGCCAGCGGCGCCCGGUCCAACCACGUCGGUCCUCGCCGGUUCGACAAUCGAACACAGCACCAGGCUCCCGUGCACAGGUGGUCUGUUCUCCUGACGAGGUUCGGAUGACGUCAUCUGCCUGCCAUCGAUGACGUCACCUGCCUGCCAUCCAUGACGUCACCGCACGUCUAGUGCCAUCGUGUCAUCAUGCGGCGCCUGUCAGCGCGGCGCGGCCUGCUCUACGCCGGCCUGGCAAUAUGCGCCAUGCUCUUCUUCAUCAACUUCCUCAGCUUCCAGCAGCGCGACCAGCCACCCUGGGCCGUCAGUCUGACGGGUGCCAGCGCGGUGGCCCCGCGAAGUCGCUCCCUCAGCGGCUCCAGAAACGGCACAGGACCUCCGGUGCCAAGACCAGUAGCUUCGGCGGGGUCUGCGGCGGCGGCACCAAAGGCAUCGCCCCUUCGAGAGCCCGGCUCUAACGUCGUCUCGGCUGACGACGGGACAUUGCUGGUGCCAGAGGACCGGCACUGGUUCUUCAGCGGCGGUCGCCGCAAGCCAGGUCCGGGCUCAUUACCUCGCGAGCUCGCACUCUGGCCGGAGGAAGACGGUGGUGACCGGAUUGUCAACCAGCUGUUGUACCGGCCUCCACCGGCCGACUCGUCCUCCUGGCCGCCCAGGAAGCUGAAGAAGAUCCUGCUGUACGACGGGUUCGGCGCGCGCCUGAAGACGGGCCAGGAGGAGUUCGUGCGGAACGGAUGUCCGGUGAACACGUGCGAGCUCACCACGUCGCGCAGUCAGAUCGACACUGCCGACGCCGUGCUGUUCAAGGACCGGUUCCACGGGCCGCACGGCCAGCGCCGGCCCGGCCAGGCCUGGAUCAUGUACCUCCUCGAGUGUCCCAUGCACACAGUCAGCUUCAAGCAUGUGCAACCACUUUUUAACUGGACAGCUACGUACAGACACGAUAGUGACAUCGUGGCGCCCUACGAGAAGUGGGUGUACUACGAUGACAGCGUUCACUUUCGUAAACAGGAGAUCAACUAUGCAGCCAAGAAGACCAAGAAGGUGGCGUGGUUUGUAUCUAACUGCGGCGCCAUCAACAAGCGCCUUCAAUACGCCAAGGAGCUGGCGAAGUACAUCGAGGUAGAUAUCUAUGGUAGCUGCGGAACCAAGAAAUGUCCGCGCAGCAUGGGCAAGAAGUGCUUCGAGAAGCUCAGCAAUGAAUAUAAGUUCUACCUGGCCUUUGAGAACUCCAACUGUCGCGACUACAUCACCGAGAAGUUCUUCGUCAAUGGACUGCAGCACAAUGUGCUGCCGAUCGUGAUGGGCGCUCACCCCGACGACUACAAGAGGGCCGCUCCGGAGCACUCCUACAUCCACGUGGACGACUUCAAGUCACCCCAGGAGCUGGCCGACUUCCUGCACGCGCUCGAUCGCGACGACCACCUGUACAACUCGUACUUCCAGUGGAAGGGCACCGGCGAGUUCAUCAACACCUACUUCUUCUGCCGGCUGUGCGCGAUGCUACACGACGAGGGCCACCAGAAGACCAUUCCGGAUCUGAACGAGUGGUGGCGCGGCGCCGGCACCUGUGUCACCGGCAAGUGGCCGCGCUACACGCCCGAGAGGACUUGAGAUAGUGACGCCCGUGACGGUGUCACGCACUCGGGACGUGACGAGCACGUGCUGGCACAAAGCGUCGCUUAGUAGGACGGAUACGCGGGCCAGUUGGGGUGCUGUUCUGGCCAUUAGGGGAGGUAGUGUGAAUGUGAAUGUGUGCAGUGGGCACCCUACACGCGGCGUGCUGUGGUUCUAUUAUUCUCACCAUGUGAGGGCACAAAUUGGGUGAUGUUAUGUGCCGAAUGUCUAUGUGAGCGCGUGGGCCGCGACGUUGGUGCUUAGGACGAUAACGCACAAGCACCUGAGGUGCAGUCGCCAGGUUUGCUCCAAGAGAACGGAACGCUGCGGUGGCUGCACUGGGCCAGUGCAGGGCGAAGGGCGAGGCGGGUGAUAACCGAGCCAAGGUGUGAGCAGCUAGACUACGGCAUCGGCGGGCAGCUUAACUAUGCUGUGUGUGGACAACUAGCUAGCAUGUGUGGGUAGCUAGCUAGACUUUAUCUGAAACCGGACUCUGGCUUCCGGCAUUUACGUUCCGACAAUUGCACUCCGUUUUUACUCAUAAUCGUUUCAGGUACGAUUGGGCUGGUUUCUGGGUGGCUUUUAGUCCGUUUUGUCUUGUUUGUUUCUAGGUCUUCUCAGGCUUGUUCCUGGCCAGUUGAGUGUUCGUCAUAUGACCCGGGGCGUUUGAGCUAUUUUGGGCUGCUGUUUGAGCGUGUGAUACGUGUGAGGUCAUUAUGUGAUCUCGGGUCUCAUAACGAAACAUUCCUUCUGGGCGGUGCGGAGCAGCAGGCGCCGGGCCGCCGUUGUGAUGAUUUGGUGACGGUCAGAGUGACAGUCAGGGUCGUGACAGGACGGUUGGGAUCGUGACAUGCCGGUCGUGACGGCCAGAGACGAUCGAAGACGGACCCACCGGCGGCGGUCCGCCACGCUACGAAACUGUCACAAACCGCGCUUGCCCAUGGGCAGCGAGCGCAAUGGUCACACAAGCUGGUGGAUAUGUUCGACCCCGCUAACGCAAGAGGCUACAACUGUCCAACAAUCGAGCUGUUUGUUGUCGUUUGCCAGUCCCGCGCGCACUGUUGUUGAGUAAGAUAGCCUGUCAAGCGAGUUACCGGUCUGACCUGCACCUCCACCGUCCCAGCUGGUGUUACUGGCGAUGGGGUGCAAAGCAAGUCUGUCCACCGGUUUCGCCACAAGCUGGAAUGCAAUGCUUGUUGCAUUGCAAUACCAAAGACUGACGAUUGUUUGGCCAUUUUACUGUUAUUUAUCCUUGUGAGCGUGUGGCCUGCAUGCCAACAAUAUUAUAUUGCAAUUUAUUUGACUGUGACUGGCGUCUAUUUAUCUCAAUCUUUUUAGAUAAAUACAUGAAAAAAAAUGUGA
Messenger RNA from Amphibalanus amphitrite, 3023 nucleotides. RefSeq names its product glycoprotein 3-alpha-L-fucosyltransferase A-like. Bases 234 to 1658 code for a protein of 474 amino acids. NCBI's taxonomy places the organism in Eukaryota, Metazoa, Arthropoda, Thecostraca, Balanomorpha, Balanidae. The record is from RefSeq and is a predicted model, not a curated record. The transcript is spliced from 3 exons. Gene Ontology annotation, cellular component: membrane. Gene Ontology annotation, molecular function: alpha-(1->3)-fucosyltransferase activity.